AAGGUGGUGAAAGUGAGAUAAUGUUAUAGGAGAGUUGAUGGAAUUAGAAGGAGCAGAGAGAGAGAGAGAAGUGAGAAAGAGUUAACAAGAAGAAGAAUGGUUGUACAGUCUCUAUGUCUCUCUCCUUCGAACAACCUUAUCUUCAGGAACAACAACAACAACACUACAAAGGUAAUCCUUAACCAAACCAAAUCCGAACACAGAAGGGACUUUUCUUCAUCUUCUCAAACCACAAUUUUCAGAAGGGAUUUGGUACUCUUAGGCCUCACUUCUCUAUCUCUAACAUGCCCUCCAUUUUCUGUUACUCUUGCUGAAGAAGAACCAAAAGUGGCUUCUUUUGUAGAUGAAAUCAAUGCCUAUUCUUAUAUCUACCCUGUUCAACUGCCCUCUAAAAAAUUUGUCUUCAAAUGGGUAGAGUCCCGAAAGCCAGAACGAUACUCAUCGGCUGCACCACUUUCUCCUAAUGCACGGCUGCGUAUUGUGUCUGAACGUGUUGAUAUCUUUGAUAAUCUCAUCAUUUCUGUCACGAUAGGCCCUCCAAAUUCAAGCCUUCUAAAAGAGAAGGAUAAGAGCAAAUGGACUGCAAAAAAUGUUGCUGAUUCAGUCUUAGCUGAAAAAUCUUCACUGCGAGUUACUUCAAGUGAGCGCUCAGCUGAGAGUUCAGUUCUCGAUGCACAUUCUGAUGAAAUUGAUGGUGAGCCUUACUGGUAUUAUGAAUACCUUAUUCGUAAAUCGCCUAAUACAAUGUCUGAAGAAUCGGGAAUUUACCGGCAUUAUCUUGGUUCAACAGCAGAAAGAGAUGGUUAUUUGUACUCCAUCAGUGCUUCAACCCUCAGCCCACAGUGGAAAAGUAUGGGGCCUUUAUUUGAAAAGACAGUGAGUUCAUUCCGCCUUGUCAGUCCAACAGAAAAUUAUGUUCCCCCAUUCAAAGAUCCCUGGAGAUUUUGGUGAAAACUCAAAUUUUGUUCUAAUUGUAUUCAUGUAGUAACCCUUUGUGUGGUGAAAUUCAUGUAACCAUAUUAUGUCAUUUGAAGAGCAAAAUUUUAAACGGCGUCUCAUAUUCAUCGUUAUUAUUUCAGUAAUUUCCUACUCAAA
Cicer arietinum (chickpea) is the source of this 1095-nucleotide messenger RNA. Its product is annotated as psbP domain-containing protein 5, chloroplastic. NCBI's taxonomy places the organism in Eukaryota, Viridiplantae, Streptophyta, Magnoliopsida, Fabales, Fabaceae. Gene Ontology annotation, molecular function: calcium ion binding. Gene Ontology annotation, biological process: photosynthesis. The record is from RefSeq and is a predicted model, not a curated record. Gene Ontology annotation, cellular component: photosystem II oxygen evolving complex; extrinsic component of membrane; photosystem II.